AUAAUUUAUUUUCAAAAUUAACUCUUUUGAACCUCUUGAUCACUCAAAAUUUAAAAAGAGUUUGAAUCUUUAAUGCGUAGGUUGCAGGGGUUUUAGGGUAUUUAGGGUUUUAGACAACUGUUUUUUUUUUUUUUUUUUUCUUGAUCUAAAAAUAUAUGAAUGGAGGACAAAGAGGGACCAACGCCCGGGGUCACAGCGAAAAAAGAUGAAGCUCCAGAAGGCUACCACGUGGCACCCAGAACGGAAAACCCCUCCCCAUGUGCGGGACCCACAACGCAGGCCAACGCUGCUCCUACGGCGAGUGUAGCCUCGCCGCCGGUGGGCUCAGAAAUGAAGAAAAAAAGAGGCAGACCAAGGAAGUACGCACCGGAUGGGUCUUUGGCAAUGGCAUUGUCACCGAUGCCGAUAUCGUCGUCGGUUCCACUGACGGGAGAGUUUUCCCCUUGGAAACGGGGAAGAGGGCGGUGGGUUGACACGGUCAAAAAGUCACAUAAGUAUGAGUUCGAGAGCAGGCCAGGUGACAGGAUCCCAUAUUUUGUGGGGGCAAAUUUCACUCCUCAUGUAAUCACUGUUAAUGCUGGUGAGGAUAUUACAAUGAAGGUGAUGUCUUUUUCUCAAGAAGGAGCUCGCGCUAUAUGCAUUCUCUCUGCAAAUGGCACUAUUUCAAAUGUUACCCUUCGUCAACCUACUUCAUCUGGUGGUACUCUGACAUAUGAGGGGCGAUUUGAGAUCCUUUCUUUGUCUGGUUCAUUUAUGCCUACUGAGAAUAAUGGAACAAAGAGUAGAUCUGGUGGGAUGAGUGUUUCUUUGGCAGGCCCAGAUGGUCGUGUUCUAGGAGGGGGACUUGCUGGUCUGUUGGUAGCUGCUGGUCCUGUGCAGGUUGUUGUGGGCAGUUUCCUACCAGGUCACCAGCAGGAGCAGAAGCACAAGAAACAGAGAACAGAACCUGUAGCCACUGUUGUGAGCCCUACGGCUGUGCAUACAAUGCCUUCAGAAGAAAUUAAGGUGUCCUAUGGUGGAGUGAAGCCAAUUCUCACCUCUCCAUCAUUCCGUGGAGACAGUUCAGGUACUUUGAACCCUAUCCAGGGCUUUAGAAAUUCUGAUAUUGACAAUAAAUCAUCUUCAGCUGGAGAGGAGCCGAAGGGCCAUAGUCUAUCACAGUGUGAUGUUUCCAGUUGAUAGUAUCUGCAUGCUGGAAACUGGUUCAUCAUCAUUUCGGAUAUAAUGAUUUCUAAUUGUGAGGAAGCUGGGCUCUUAAGUCAACCUCGUACAAGACCAAUAGAAGCUCUUAUGGGCUUCGUACCAAGGAAAAAGAAUGUUUAACGUCAUGAUGGUUUUAACCCAUAAUUGUGCUGCCUUGUUAGGUUUAGGUAGGAUUUCUAAUUGUUAGUAUCAGUAUUCGGCCGUUGUUAUGAUGUAUGGUGUAUUUUCAUGUGUUUUCUUACUCAUUGGAGUAAAAUUUUAUGAAUGAUUGAAACGUGGUUUGCCAUUCUCCUGAUCAAUCUCCAUGUAUCCAAAUGAUCUGAAGUUUAAAUGCAUGUUUUGAU
Durio zibethinus is the source of this 1547-nucleotide messenger RNA. RefSeq names its product AT-hook motif nuclear-localized protein 3-like. Gene Ontology annotation, molecular function: minor groove of adenine-thymine-rich DNA binding. The record is from RefSeq and is a predicted model, not a curated record. Lineage: Eukaryota; Viridiplantae; Streptophyta; Magnoliopsida; Malvales; Malvaceae.